UUUAUUUUCCGCUACGAACACCAUCUUACCUACCCAGAGAAGUCUAUACCAACAGCUGUGAUUGUAAACACAGUCUGUACAUCCAUCGCAUCGCAGUCUGCUUGGAUAGUAACAUAUCAAACGCGAUUAUAAAAAAAAUUGCCCACGUACAAGGCCUACUGGACUGCAAUUUCCGCUGACUGAUUGCUGGUUGAAAAUUAGAAAUAAUUCCUUUCCAAUUCACCUGGAUGUACCCACCUGCAAUCAAACAGUACCGACCAACAUGGCACUGUUUGACGAUCUCUCGUUCAAAGAUAUAUUGGCAUCGUCGGCCACUAUCUCGACCGUAUUGCAGUUCCUAACAGGAUCCGUGAUAUGCCACCGAUAUAUUAGGAAGAAAUCCACCGGGGAGACGUCCGCUUUUCCAUUUGUGUCUGGAUUCCUAUCGUGCUCGCUUUGGUUAAAAUAUGGAUUACUAACCGAAGAACAUACAGUAAUUUUUGUAAACACCAUAGGCUCGGCCUUGUUUUUAGCAUACGUAAUAAUUUACUUUACAUUUUCUGUAAACAAACAAACAGUUGUUCGACAAUUUCUGGUUGUUUGUGUCUUCAUAUUGGCUUGUAACGUUUAUACAAAAUACGAAACAAAUUUGGAUGUUUCCCUUCGAACUAUUGGAGUUGUUUGCUGUUGCGUUGGAGUAUUGUUCUUCGCAUCACCACUAUCAGUAUUAGCGCAAGUGAUACGAACCAAAAACACCGAAAGCUUACCAUUUCCUAUUAUUGUUGCAUCGUUUUUCGUUUCCCUUCAAUGGUUCAUCUAUGGAAUGCUCAUAGAGGACAGCUUUAUCCAAAUUCCGAAUCUUCUGGGAUGCAUGCUGUCAUCGGUUCAACUUUUGCUGUACGCAAUUUAUCCGAAUCGAAAGUUGUACGCUGAUGGUGGACCAUCGUACCAACCGUUACGGUCAGAUGCCAACAUUCUUUGAAAAGGGUUAGCAAAGCUUACCUUGAACUGAGGAGACAUGCGGACCAUGUGAUUGCUCCAACACUAUUUUGUUGAAUGUUUCUUCCGUGAUCAGUACAAUGUGGAAAUUAAGUUAUUCUUAAUAUUAAAACACGAAGCAAAUCGACUACUUGUUACUAAUUUGUACCAACAUAAAAUGCUGUAAUUUAUACUUUUAAGAUUUUGCAAUUGACGAGAAACAUUAAAUAAUUAAAAAGAAUAAA
Armigeres subalbatus is the source of this 1202-nucleotide messenger RNA. It is a transcript of the gene slv, whose product is annotated as sugar transporter SWEET1. Gene Ontology annotation, biological process: carbohydrate transport. Lineage: Eukaryota; Metazoa; Arthropoda; Insecta; Diptera; Culicidae. The transcript has 5 exons. The record is from RefSeq and is a predicted model, not a curated record. Gene Ontology annotation, cellular component: membrane. Bases 263 to 961 code for a protein of 232 amino acids. Gene Ontology annotation, molecular function: sugar transmembrane transporter activity.